GGAAACUGAGGAAAGAAGAAAAAAAGGCAAUAGAAACAUCUCGUACAACAUUCACGACCGAAUGCGGGAACACAUUAUGAUUCCGUCUGGGUAACUAUCUCUGGCUAUCCAAUCAUCUUUUAUGCAGGACAAAAAGGCUACUGUUUGAAAUGUUAAUCCACGACAGGGAAAAAGAAAAAAAGAGAAGUAAAAGUUUGUUUUUUUGUUCUUUUGACUUUUCUUUCUUUCUCUCAUAUUCUCCAGUUUAGAUGUUCUCUGUUUAAAAAUGACAAGAGCGUUUCCAGCCGCUCCAUCACGGUUGGACUGGCACCAUCUUCAAAUCCACUCCAUCGUCGCCACUUUCCGAUGCAAUUUAGACACUCUCAUUUCAAGUAUAAAAAGACCCUAGCCAAUUUGGAGAGAUUUUUGAACCUUCUUAUUUGGCGUUCGUGGAGUUUUAAUUAUAGAAGAAUUUCCCUCGACAUUUCCAGUAGUCGGAUGCACGUACGCAUUACAACAACUAACAGCACAUUCCGGUCGCUAUACAUUAAGAUACAAUACUCUAGACAAUAUCAAUUGAAAAAUUCAUUGGUCAUUGUCGGAAACCUGUCCCCAAGGAUUGAAACUGAAAAACGUUGAAAACUUCUAAGAAUUGAGAAAGUCCGCCGUCAUCGUCGAGUUUGUUUUUUAAGUUCUCCCAUGUCCCACCAUGACGCGCUUCUGCUGUAACCAUGGUGACAUCCGUCUGAGGAUUUAUUUAAUUGCUGGAGUUUUUUUUCGACGACCUACACGUCCUGUUUGCAUGACCUUCUUGGAUAAUUGUUAGCACGUACACCUUUACCUCUCUCCCUAUUUGAAUGCCGGUGAAUCAAAAUGCAAGGUCUUCAUCAGUUUUCAACGCCAUCUGACAAUUGGUGUCAGGUCCAUUUUGCCAACAGUGAAAUCAAAGUUGCAAGGGCCUCCAAACAAUACAUUUAUGAUGAUUUAGGAACUGAAUAUCUCGAUUGUGUUAGCAGUUCUGCUCAUGUCGGUCACUGCCAUCCACAUGUUGUUGCUGCAAGUCAAACUCAAAUGCAAAAGCUGUGGACCACUCAAGGAUUUCUAAAUGACACUUAUUCACUUUAUAUGAAAAAGCUGAUGGAUGUUCUUCCUGAGUCCCUCUCAGUUGUAUACCUCGUUAACUCAGGGUCUGAGGCUAACGAUCUCGCGUUGAGGCUUGGUCGUUUGUAUACUAAAAGAGACGAUGUAGCUAUCUUUGAGAGUAGCUACCAUGGAAAUAUAUCCAGCUUGGUGGAUGUAAGCAGCAAAUCAUUUAAGAGAUUGCCUCAAGGGAAGAAAGAAUUUGUUCACGUCAUUCCACUUCCGAAAUGUCAAAACAUCGAAGAUCAGACAGUCGAGAAUGAGCAAGCAAAUCAAGAAAAGUUUUGCGAAGAUGCCCAAAGGGUAAUUGAAAACGCUUCGAAAAAUGGACGAUCAAUUGGCAUCCUUUUGUCAGAAAUGGUCAUAUCAGCAGCUGGAUUGGUGAUACCACCUUUGGGCUACUUCAAAAACCUCUACCAGAUGAUUCGAAACCAAGGAGGUAUUUGCAUUGCAGAUGAAGUGCAGACAAGUUUAGGUCGCAUUGGAGGAGAUUUUUGGGCGUUCCAGUUGUAUGGUGUCGUGCCAGAUAUUCUCACUUUUGGAAAAUCCAUAGGAAAUGGUUUUCCCAUUGCUGCCGUUGUAACAUCGAGAGAGAUAGCAAGUUGUUUGCCAGAGUAUAUGAAUACGUAUGGGGGAAAUCCUUUGGCGUGCGCAAUUGGUAAAGCAGUCUUGGAAGUGAUUGUCAACGAAAAGUUAAUGUAUUCAGCCAAAAUGGUUGGAAAAUCCCUUUUGGAAGGACUGAGAGGAUUGAUGUCGAAGCACCCAAGUAUCGGAGAUGUUCGUGGAAUGGGUCUUUGCGUCGGUGUGGAGGUAGUUUGUGGACGUCCAGAUAUGAAGCCUGCGACGAUUCUAGCUAAUCGCAUUCUUUAUUUGUUGAAAGAAGAAAAGGUGAUUGUUGCUACCCAAGGUGAAGAACGUAAUGUAAUCGCCCUAACUCCACCACUAUGCUUUACGUUGGACAAUGCCCGGCGUGUCGUUGAAGCAUUCGAUAAGGCUUUCACGAAGGCCAACCAGAGUGAAGAGUCGGAACCAGUAAGGCCUAAUACGUCUUUUCUCGGACUGGAUAAUAUUCCGCUCAAUGUGAUGGGAGGUGACGAAGAAACAGAUACGUCUCCUGCUAAAAGACAGAGAACCUAUGAGGAAAUGGACUAAAGAUAUUAGUUAAUGCGACUUUUUUCUCGUCUGUUUUAUAUAUUUGUGGAAAAAUCCUCAUAGUUUUAUAAGUUUUUGUUACUGCUCUGUUAACGUUCUCUAAAUCCUGCGUUAAGUCCGUCAUAUUUCCAGCAUAUCCAAGAUUUCCCGACGGCGAUUUAGGGGGUGGUAUACAUACAGUUCUUAAAUUCCUGAGAUUCUGGUCAAAGUUGUUAUAAUUUCAAAAUCUCAUAACUAAGGUUAGGAGUUGUAUCUCAUUAUGUCUGGGUCAUAACUGGAUUAGUUUAAAUUUUGGAGAGGAAAUAUCAUUGUGGGAUGUUUGUUUUUACUUUGUUAUUGUAAACAUUGUGUAUUCACUUAUAAACUUUGGGACAAAUAUACGUUGUUAACCAAUCCUA
Messenger RNA from Daphnia pulex (common water flea), 2669 nucleotides. RefSeq names its product ethanolamine-phosphate phospho-lyase-like. The transcript has 12 exons. Gene Ontology annotation, cellular component: mitochondrion. Lineage: Eukaryota; Metazoa; Arthropoda; Branchiopoda; Diplostraca; Daphniidae. The record is from RefSeq and is a predicted model, not a curated record. Gene Ontology annotation, molecular function: transaminase activity; pyridoxal phosphate binding. Bases 853 to 2271 code for a protein of 472 amino acids.